Molecule: messenger RNA, 2906 nt
Organism: Limulus polyphemus (Atlantic horseshoe crab)
Lineage: Eukaryota; Metazoa; Arthropoda; Merostomata; Xiphosura; Limulidae
Exons: 8
Coding region: 132-2681 (849 amino acids)
Source: RefSeq, a predicted model, not a curated record
ACUGCGCACUUUGUAGUGAUGAUUCCAAGGCUUUAGUAGAUGGACAAAACAAUUUGCAGUUUCGUCGAAAUUCGGUAUUCAGCGAGAAAGGAACGUGUGAGCAAGUGAGCGUACAGUGUACUGAACAAGAUAUGUUGCUCACAUUAAACUUCCAAUCCCCGUUUAAUGGUCGAGUCUACGCCAAAGGUAACCCUACACAAUGUUUUGUGGUAGGUCAAGGACAGUCUACACUUCAGUUUGCGAUUUCUCUAGGAAGCCGAUGUGGAACUCGAAAAGAGGAAUUAAAAGUUUAUGCAAACGAAGUGGUGGUCCAGCAACAUCCAAUCAUCGUCAUGGAUACAGAUAAGACCAUCCGUGUUGUUUGUUCAUUUGAGACAGGAGAACGAACCGUUACUAUGGAUGUGUUUGGUCGAAACGGAGAGAAAGGAAUGGAAGUUACGACACGUCGACCUUCCAUUUCUUCUAUUGUGACAAACACUGCACCUCCACCUAACGUCGCAAUGAGGAUAUUAGACCCAUCAGGAAGAGACGCUCAUGUCGUGGGUCUUGGAGAUGAGAUUGAAUUACGAAUUGAUUUGACAGACCCAUCAACUGCUUUUGCGAUAUUUGCUCGAAAUCUUUACGCUCGGAGCUCCAAUGGAGAAUCAUUGUUCCUUAUUGACAGUAACGGCUGUCCAACUGACCCCACAAUCUUCCCGGCCCUUCAGCUGAAUUUGAGAGACCAGAAGUCACUCAUCGGAAAAUUUAAGGCCUUCCGAUUUCCGUCCACUGGGCGAGUCAACUUUGAAGUCCAGAUACGUUUCUGUCAGGACCGGUGUGAUCCAGUGCGCUGUGCUAACAACGUCCAGUCGUACGGUAGACGAAAACGUGAUACAAUGGAACUCGUGCUUGAGUCCGAUUCCUCAUCAUCUAAUGGAUCUUCAGUUGAUUCUUCUGAUGUUAGUGGUCAUGUGUCUCAGCCUGAGCUUGGACCAAAUGAAUAUCCUGUAAUGAUCCCACAGAGUGCUGUGAUCGAAACUACAGAACAAAAACUGGAGCCACGUGACUCCUUAAAUGGAAACGAGACAACAACAACAAUGUCUUCCAGAUUAAUUCUUCAGGCCACAAACCCGCCAACUGUGAAACCCUCAUCUGUAAUGUUAAACAAAAAUCCUGUGAGCUAUACAACCAUAAAUUAUGACAAACUUUCAGGUUAUCCCCAAAAUGAUAAUAUUUUGAACAGCCAUUAUAAUCGUUCAAUAUAUCCUCAAAGUCAGUCAGCAUAUAAUAAUACCUAUGAACAGGGUAGUCUAUCGAAAAAGAAUGGUAUGCGUUCAGAUUUAUCUCAAAAUGAAUCAACAUAUGAGAAUCUGUCGAGCAAGAAUGAUAAUCGUUCAGGCUAUUCUCAAGGUGAGUCAGCAUAUGGUAGUGCUUAUAGGCAACAAUACGAACAAAGCAGUCUACCGAAUAAAAGUGAUAAUCGGUCCAGUUACUCUCAAAGGCAAUCGGCAUAUGAUAAUAUGUAUGGGCAACAAUACGGACAAGAUCAUUUAUCGAAAAAGGGUGAUAAUCAUUCGGGCUAUUCUCAAAGUGAGUCGACAUAUGACAGUGCUUCUGGGCAACAAUAUGGACCAGGCAGUGUGUCGAACAAAGGUGGUAAUCGUUCAAGCUAUUCUCAAAGUGAAUCAACAUAUGAUAGUGCCUAUGGGCAACAACAUGGACAAGGCAGUGUGUCGAACAAAGGUGGUAAUCGGCCAAGUUACUCUCAAAGUGAAUCAACAUAUGAUAGUGCCUAUGGUCAACAAAAUGGACAAGGCAGUGUAUCGACCAAGGGUAGUAAUCGGCCAAGUUACUCUCAAAGUGAAUCAACAUAUGAUAAUACCUCUGGGCAAGAACAUGGACAAGAUCAUCUGUACUACAAUGACAACAAUCGUUCCGGUUAUCCUCAAAGCGAAUUAACAUAUCGUAAUACCUAUGGACAUCAAUAUGGACAAGAGAGUAUCCCACAGGAUAAUGAUAAGCAUUCGGGUUACCCUCAACACGAGUCUUCAAACAAUCGACCAUAUAGUUCACCGUAUGGGAUUAAUGCAGGAGGACGACAAGAUGACAAGCUAGGAAGUCAACAAGAUCCUCGACCGGAUCAAGAAAUCUACAGUGAGUACCGAGGUAACAGCAAGAGGGACGACUACCCUUAUGGGCAAAACAAUCCCUACCCUAACAAUAAUGAUAUGUCUGCGAAUUGGAAUGAUGUUGACCAGUUUGGAGUUGGUCAGGGGCUGCAAAGAGAUGGUCCACAAUUUCAAAAUGGAUCUCCAACUAAAGAUAUAGUGGCAACGACACAAAAGCCAGUGCCUCAAGAAGUUCCCCUUUCUCUGGCCAUAAUGGUAGGAGAAGAUCCAGAGCCUCAAGAACCAUGGAGCCACACGCGUUAUGCUGAACCAUCCGAAAAGGAAUCAAAUAUGGUCUGCACCUCUCAGUCCACGAUCAUAGCUACUGCUGUCACAUUAUCGCUCUUACACUUAGGCCUACUUGUUGGAGGUUACUGCUAUUACCGCUGGCACAGGAAGAACAAACGGAAGAAGCAAUUGGACGAUCAACUUCCUUUUCCGGUACCGAACACCACAAGUCCCCCACAGGUCGUCUAUGGAAGUGCUGACGUAAUGUUCCGUAGUAUAUAUGAAGGAUAUGAUGCUUCGCCAUGAUAAAUAAGAGACAAUACACAUCAUACUAAAACGCAGUUGAAGGAUAUGAUCAAUGGGUAUUGAAUGUGAAAGUCAAUACAGUAAAAACGGCUAUCUAUCUUCAUUUCUGACUCGCCAUUUGGUUUUAUGUUUUUUGGAAGCAUCGCCUGCUUUGUGUAAAUCAUUCAAACUGAAAAAUUUCUAGCUUGUUUGUAAAAUAUUUCUAAUUAUCAUACAUAUUUGGGC